Molecule: messenger RNA, 1796 nt
Organism: Diorhabda carinulata
Lineage: Eukaryota; Metazoa; Arthropoda; Insecta; Coleoptera; Chrysomelidae
Product: transcription initiation factor IIA subunit 1-like
Exons: 4
Coding region: 423-1526 (367 amino acids)
Biological process (GO): transcription initiation at RNA polymerase II promoter; transcription by RNA polymerase II
Cellular component (GO): transcription factor TFIIA complex
Source: RefSeq, a predicted model, not a curated record
AACAGUACGUUGUUUUUGUUCAAUAGAUAAAUUAUUUUGGUUCUCCUUCCUAAGUAUUGCAUAUAUAAUAUAAAAUAUUUUUCAUUAAUUACAGUGACGUCAUAUAAGAUCUAAUUCAUAUGGGGAAAUACUCGUGAGAAUAUGGCCUAAUGCAUCCUAUUGAUGUAAUUUCUAACCUCACCUUUCAUUUACUUCGUUUGCUAACAAGAUGGUGGAAGUAAUGAAUUAAUAAGCGAUAUUUAAUCGAGUGUUGCAAUGCGUGUGAUUUAAGCAGCCAUAUGUAUUCAGUUUUAGUAAUGUAUUAAUUAAAUGUUAUCAAAACAUCAACGUUUUAUAAAGACCUACUCGAAUAUUUGAUCUUUUCCUACUUAACAUUUUUUGGUUUAUUUAUUUUACAUUCAUUACUUUACGUCUUCAAAAAAAUGUCUUCAUUGCUUUGUAAAAAUUCCGUUGUACGAAUUUACCAAGAGGUAAUAGAAGAUGUUAUUGCGGGGAUAAGAGACCAUUUUUUGGAAGAUGGUGUUGACGAAGUGGUUCUUCAAGAAUUGAAGCAAACAUGGGAGACCAAACUGAUGAGCACCAAGGCUGUUCAAGAAGAGACUGCUGAAAAAAAGAAAAUUGAACAUGCUCCUAGCAACGGUUUUCCUAAAGUUGUUAAUAAUCCAAUGCCUCAACAAACUGCUCAACAACCUGUUCAGCAACCUGUGCAACAUCUCCAACCUACACUUCAACAUCUGGAUAAAAUGGUACCUAUUCAAAUUACUCUACCUCCCCAACCGGGUUCAGAUGGAGCACAAAGAGUGUUAACCAUUCACGUACCUGGUUCAGCUCUCCAAGGAAACCAAUUACAGAAAGUCCUCACUGGACCAGUCAUAACGGCUACUAUGGGUUUGCCUGCAAAUAUUGCUUCUUCAUUGCUACAACAGCAUGUCAAUGCCGCUUUUAACAGCCAACAACAAGCAGCAGCUGUAGCUAUUGUAAAUAAAACUAUUCUUCAGAGUGAUGGAGCAAACGAUGAUUAUAUCGAUAUGUCAGAUGAUGAGAUUGGAUUACCAAACAAAACGUUAUCAAGGACUGAUAGAGAUAGAGAAUUAGAGGAAAUGUUAGAAGAUGGAAUUAGUAUAGAGAUUAUUUUACCUAAAAAUAGAAGAAAGAAAGUUAAAGAUAUGAAUAAAAGAACAAAGCAAGAAAUGAUUUGCCAGCUGGAUGGUCCUAAUGAUACCUCUGAUGAUGAUGAAGACGGAUCUGAUGAUGAUAAUGACGAUGAUGAUUUAGACGAUGAUAAGGAUGAAGAUGAUCAAGAAAUGGAAGAUGAAGGUGGCGAAGAAGAACCUCUAAAUUCCGAAGACGACGUCACAGAUGACGACCCCUCGGAGCUAUUCGAUACCGACAACAUCGUUGUGUGUCAAUAUGACAAAAUCAUCCGAAAUAGAAAUAGAUGGAAAUUUUAUUUGAAGGAUGGUAUAAUGAACCUGAACGGAGCGGAUUACGUCUUCCAGAAAGCCAAUGGUGAUGCGGAGUGGUAGUUUUGUGUAUAUUGUUAUUUAAAAGAACAUAUUAAAGAGAAAAUGUUGCCUGUUUGGAUGAGAUGCUAGUUUUUUCGUUUAUAUUGAUUUAAAUUUUCAAUUUUUUGACGGCGUUUUUAUCUUCAGUCAAGUUAUUAAUCGAAAAUUAAUUUCCAUGAUUAUGAUGAUAAAACUAGAGAUAAAAAAUCGGUCAUCAAAUAAAAAUUUUUUUUCUUUUUGUCUAGCGAAUAUUUGAAUAAAAUAAAAAUAUACUUUAUUUAUUCCAAAAAA